CAAUUGAGCCUCCAUAAUCAUGAGCGGCGGUUUUCGAACUGCACUAUGUAAGGUUCACCAGUAUAUCCACUUAAGUGAGAGGGACAAAAUGGCGGCAGUUUCUGAUGGGAAUGACAAAUCGUUGGAAGAUGUUGAUUAUGACUUGCAAAGACAUUUAAAAGGAGUCAACACACGGACGCCUGACCUUUCUACAUUGGCGCAAAAGGGAGAUGAAAAGCUUGUUGAACAGUUUCUGACCGAAGAUGUCCAAAUCGGCGGAGGAGUGGAUGAAAAGCUUCAAAGUCAGUUAUAUAUCGCAUGUUUCUGGGGCUUUCAUGAUGUAGUGAAAACUCUUCUGGACAAAGGGGCAGACAUCAAUGCACAGAACAAAGAUACUCUCUGGACACCACUGCAUGCUGCAACAUUUCAGGAGCAUGGAAAAAUUGUGAUGCUUCUUUUGGAGAGAAAUGCACAACCAGAACUACCUGAUAGUGAAGGAAGGAGUGCAAAGGAUUUUGCUUCAGCCUCUGACAAAGUUUGGCCACACUUUGCAGGUACGAGUGUAUUAAGACUGAAAAUGUGCAUGUACACUGUAGUAUAUUCCAGCAGUAUAUAAAUUUCUACGGGCGACAU
Molecule: messenger RNA, 612 nt
Organism: Orbicella faveolata
Lineage: Eukaryota; Metazoa; Cnidaria; Anthozoa; Scleractinia; Merulinidae
Molecular function (GO): protein binding
Source: RefSeq, a predicted model, not a curated record